This is a messenger RNA of Ilex paraguariensis (yerba mate), 797 nucleotides long. NCBI's taxonomy places the organism in Eukaryota, Viridiplantae, Streptophyta, Magnoliopsida, Aquifoliales, Aquifoliaceae. The record is from the annotation of a GenBank genome assembly.
GUUCUGAAAGUGGAUCAGAUAUGUCCAUGGUUGUCUCUGGAGACAAUAAUCGUGUACAAGAUCAUGAAAGGAAAGGAUCUUCAGUGAAUGAAGAAAAAGCUGAUGAUGAGUCUGUGCAAUCAGUAACACGAACCUUAUCAAGAAAUGAUAAUAGUCUUGGAGCUCUUAGGUACACCUCUAUGGGAGCUGCUGGUGGGUCAUCAACAAAGUUGAAGUUCCUCUGCAGUUUUGGUGGUAGAAUUUUGCCCCGUCCCAGUGAUGGAAAGCUCAGGUAUGUUGGAGGUGAAACACGUAUUAUCCGGAUAAGCAAGGAUAUUUCCUUUCAGGAGCUAAUGCAGAAAACAUUGACAAUAUACAACCAGACUUGUAUGAUCAAAUAUCAGCUUCCUGGCGAGGAUCUUGAUGCGCUGGUGUCUGUCUCUUGUGACGAGGACCUACAAAAUAUGAUGGAGGAAUUUGAUCUACUUGAAGAUGCUAGAUCACAGAAACUCAGGUUGUUUCUCUUCUCUAACAAUGAUCUGGAUGAUUCUCAACUCGGCCUGGGGAGUGUGGAGGGUGAUUCUGAGAUUCAAUACGUAGUUGCGGUUAAUGGCAUGGACGUAGGAUCAACAAGGAACUCAAUUAACAUGGCUAGCAUUUCAGGGAACAAUUUAGAUGAGCUAUUCAGUUUAAGUGGUGAAAGGGAGACUGUUCGACAUCCAAUUGACACACCUGGGGCUGUUUGUUGCACUUCCAACAGUUGGUAUGCCUUCCACAAAUCAAAUUUCUCAAACAGUGGUGCCAAGUUCAUCAUAUGA